Dermatophagoides farinae (American house dust mite) is the source of this 1068-nucleotide messenger RNA. It is a transcript of the gene TBCC, whose product is annotated as Tubulin-binding cofactor C. The record is from RefSeq and is a predicted model, not a curated record. Gene Ontology annotation, cellular component: cytoplasm. Gene Ontology annotation, biological process: tubulin complex assembly; post-chaperonin tubulin folding pathway. Lineage: Eukaryota; Metazoa; Arthropoda; Arachnida; Sarcoptiformes; Pyroglyphidae. Gene Ontology annotation, molecular function: tubulin binding.
GCGUGUAUUGUGUCAACUAUUUGAACACAAUCGAAUGUAACCAAGUGGCAUUAGUGUGUAAUUUUGGAAUUUACAUUUUAUUAUUAAUUAAUUCUAAAUCAAAAUUUCUAAUGGAUCCUGCCACUAUUGUUGACCAUGUUCGUCGAGAAAAAACAUUAGUUCUUGAUGAAUUAAAUUCGUUGUGUGAUCACCAGGAUAAAUUACUUUCAAGAAUUGAUGAAAUUUUCAUCAAGAUUGAAGAAAUCAAAAAAUUGGUUCAUCAAUAUGCACCUACAAUGAUUGCCUAUGAUUUACGUUCUUGUAAUGAUAUAAUCAAAGAACUUGAAAUAGCUAUACAAAAAUAUCGUUCGACAAAUGUGCCGAAUAAAUCGUUUAAAUUUUCAUUUGAUGUUAGAAAAAAACCAGCAAACAAACCGGUGAAUUCGGCCAAAACAGUGGAUUCAUCUUCAAUGAUUAUUCAACAAGCAUUUGAUGUUCCUGGAUUCAAAAAUCGAUCAAAUGAAAACCUAAUGUUGGAUAAACCAGAAGAAACAGAUGGAAAAGAUAUUGUUAUCGAUUCAAUGGACAAUUGUCAAAUACGAAUAUAUGGAGUUCCAAGCUCAUUACGAUUGAUUUGUCUUCGGAACUGUCAAAUCUAUACGGGACCAAUUCAAACAUCAGUAUACAUAGAAAAAUGUCAGGAUUGUCGAUUCGAAAUUAUUGCUCAACAGAUACGAAUACAUGAAACGGAAAAAUGUGAUUUUUAUUUCCAUGUAACAAGCCGUACAAUAAUUGAAAAUUCAUUCAAUUUACGAUUUGGCCCAUAUCAAUGGUCAUAUGAACAAUUAGAUAAUGAUUACAAACGCGCUGGUAUAGAUCCUCAAUUGAACAAUUGGAAUUGUAUAGAUGAUUUUAAUUGUGUACAGAAUCCAUCACCCAAUUGGUCAUUAAUAGCACCAUUGAAAUGAUUUAAAAUGUGAUUUGACAUGAGAUUUAAAAAAAAAGAAAAAAAAAUUUACAUCAUGAUGAAAUGAUUUCAUUUGUUGGUUUGGUUACUUUUUCUCAAUAAAUAGGUUUUGUCUUUGUUCA